AUGGUGGACGAUAAAUAUAUAGGUUUAGGAUUAGCCAUGUCAUCCUCUUUAGCUAUAGGGACUUCCUUUAUUAUCACUAAAAAAGGUUUAAUUGACGCUUCAGCUAGAAAUGGUGGAGGUCAAGUUCAAGGUCAUGAAUAUUUACAAAAUCCUAUAUGGUGGGCUGGUAUGUUAACCAUGGCCAUUGGUGAAAUUGCAAAUUUCGCCGCCUAUACUUUUGCUCCUGCUAUCUUAGUUACUCCUUUAGGGGCAUUAUCUGUUAUUAUUGGAGCUGUAUUAGCUUCAAUCUUUUUAAAAGAAGAAUUAGGAGUAUUAGGUAAAAUGGGUUGUGCCAUCUGUUUAAUGGGUUCUGUCAUCAUUAUCCUUCAUGCUCCUCCUGAUAAAGAAAUUGAAACGGUUGAUGAAAUUUUAAAUUAUGCCACUAAACCUGGUUUCUUAUUUUAUGUAUUUUUAGUAUCAAUUUAUUCAUUAUUUAUGAUUUAUAAAAUUGCUCCAAAAUAUGGUCAUACAAACCCAAUGAUUUAUCUUUCCAUUUGUUCUUCAGUUGGUUCAAUCUCAGUUAUGUCAAUUAAAGCUUUUGGUAUUGCCUUAAAAUUAACUUUUGCAGGAAAUAAUCAAUUUAGUCAUCCUUCAACUUAUUUAUUCCUUUUAGUGGUGGCUUUAUGUAUUGUAACUCAAAUGAAUUAUUUUAAUAAAGCUUUAGAUCAAUUUGAUACUUCUAUUGUUAAUCCAUUAUAUUAUGUUACUUUUACCACUUUCACUUUAUUAGCAUCAUUUAUCUUAUUUAGAGGAUUUAAUACUAGUUCUGCCAUUGAUAUUAUUUCUUUAUUAAUUGGAUUUUUAAUCAUUUUUAGUGGAGUUUAUUUAUUAAAUAUUUCAAGAACUGAUACUGAAGGUAAAGCAAGACAAUUAUUUGGGGUUCAUAAUGAUAAAGAUAUGGCUCCUUUAGAUAAUGGUGUUGGUGGUUUAUCAAUCAGAAGAUCAAUGCAAAUCAAUAGAGGAGAAUAUGAUGGUGAAUAUGAUGAUGAGGAAACAGUUGGUUUAAGACAUAUUGAUAGUUUUGAAUUAGGAAGUGAUGAUGAUAUUGAAGAUGAACAACAAAAUAAUCGUAAUCGUCAAAGAUAA
Scheffersomyces coipomensis is the source of this 1125-nucleotide messenger RNA. RefSeq lists its product as uncharacterized. Bases 1 to 1125 code for a protein of 374 amino acids. The record is from RefSeq and is a predicted model, not a curated record. Gene Ontology annotation, molecular function: magnesium ion transmembrane transporter activity. NCBI's taxonomy places the organism in Eukaryota, Fungi, Ascomycota, Pichiomycetes, Serinales, Debaryomycetaceae. The transcript has a single exon. Gene Ontology annotation, biological process: magnesium ion transport. Gene Ontology annotation, cellular component: membrane.